GGUGAACAUGAAAUAAAGACAAAACAAGUGUAAAUCAAUUUAAAAAUGGGUAUCAGAGGAUUGACAACGUACAUUGAAAAAAAUUCAGACGAUUUUUAUGAAACAUUUCUGUUGCAAAAUACAAAACUGGUGAUUGAUGGCUGGAAUCUUAGCAAUCGAAUUUAUCGUAAUUUAUCAAAUUGUAAUUGUGCAUUUGGUGGUGACUAUUAUCAAUUUGCAAAAAGCAUUGAAAUUUUUUUUGAAGAAUUAAUAAAGUGUAAUGUCACACCAAUUGUCAUACUUGAUGGUGGUUAUGAAAAGAAAAAAGAAUCAAAAAUUCUAUCAAAAGCCAAAAAAAUAUUAGAUGAUUCAUCAAACUGGAUACCAGCUUCGCAAGAUAAUGAUAAAUUUUCUCCUAUUUUGGCGUCUGAUGUUUUUAAAAAUGUUAUGAAGAAAAUGAAUAUAAAAUUUUUCAUGUGUCCAUUUGAGGCAGAUGAUAUUAUUGUUGCCCUUGCAAGAAUUUAUGAGUGUCCAGUUUUAAGUUAUGAUUCAGAUUUUUGUAUUGGUAAAGCAAUGUAUAUUCCUUUUGAUACUUUGGAGGCUGAUAUGUUACAUAACAAAUAUGGUUUCAUGAAAAAAUGCAAAAUUUAUAAAGUUGAAAAAUUAUUAAGACAAUUUCCAGGUCUUGAUGUUUCUUUAUUGCCACUUGCAUCUGUUUUAAUUGGAAAUGAUUAUGUAAAAGCAGGUACUUUUGAUGAAUUUUUCAAUCAAAAACAACAAUAUUAUAUGAGGCAACCAAAGAUUGCCUUAAUAUUUAAUUGGCUUAAAAAUUAUUCUCUUAAUACAGCUGUUGGUAUUAUUGUCAAUCGUAUUCAUCCAGAAAAAAGAGAAAAAAUGAUUAAGUUGAUUGAAAAUAUUAUCAAUAGCAGUACUGCAUCUUUACCAACAUAUAUGCUGGAGCCACUUGAAUUGACUCCAGACAUUCUGGAUAAUCAAGUCACCAAAUUCAAGUUUGAUGAACGUGAUUUUCUUGUUGAACGCAAUUCUCAUGCAGCUAAGUUUAAUGAAGACUUCCAAGAAGAUUAUAAUUAUUACGAAGACAGCGAUGAUGAUAAUGAUGAUGUUGAUAAUUCAUUCAAUUUGACUACUAAAGAAUUUAUUAACAGCUGGCCUAAAUGGUUUCUGGAAGAAUAUUUACUUGGUGAGUUUUCAUCUUCUUUUAUCAUGAUGAUGAGUCAACAAAUGUGUUUAAUGAAAACACAAAUUGAAAAUUUUGACUUUCCAUCAUCAGGAGAAAUGAGUAUACCAAUUGUUAAAGCUAUUUUUAGUUUACUUAUUCCAAAAAAUAAAAGUGAAAGUACAUUAGACAUUAUGUUGAGAGAAAAAUAUAACUUGGUCAAACGAUCAUUUAAUGUUAAACGAUCUAUUAUAGGUCUUGAAGAAUUAAGACAAAUUGAUAUAAUAAAAAGAAAAGAAUUUAUUGAUCAAGUUUUGGGUAUCAAUAAAAAUGAUAAACUAGAUGAAAUGCCAGGAGGUUGGCAAUUAUAUAUUGCAACUAUUCUUUUUUGGAUGAGACAAAAAGUUGUUCCAACAAGAACAACAGACCAAUUAACUUGUCUUUUAUUGUCUAUGUUGAUUGGAGUAAUAGAUCAACACAUGGGAUCUCGUACAUCAGUAAAGGGAUUUGAUAAAAUUAAUGAUGAAAUUGAAAAAAUUAUAAUGCUUAAAAAAACACAAAAAACAAAUACAAACUUGAAUAGUGAAGAAGAUAUGACUGUUAUUGAAGCCUUGAAAUUAGUUACUCAAAAUGAUUGUAUUGUUGCAUCACAAUAUUUUAUGGAUAAUUUUAAAAUGAAUGAUAAACUUAUUUCAAAUCCAAGAAAAUUUGAUAGAACAGUUGUUCAUGUAUUUGCUCAAUUUCAAAGUUCUCUUGAACGUGUCAUGAAGCUCAACGCUCUUCUUGGUGAUCCAUAUCCUUCUGUAUGUCCAAGUGAAUUUUUUCAUGGUACUUUACUUUACAAUGUACAUGAUAGUUUAAAAGAACGAGCUGAUGUUGUUACACACAUUCAGGAAGCACUUGAAUAUUCUCCAGACCUGUUUAGAGUAUUCAAACUACUUCAUCAAAAAAUAUUCACUACUUUAAAGAUUGAAAUACCAAAAAAACAAAUGACACGUCCAAUACCUAAAAUUUCUAAAGAAUAUGAAAAGACUUUAUUCUUUCCAAAUUUUUCAAAAUAAAAAAAUUAAUUUAUUUUUAUUGGCUAUGAUGAUGAAGAAAUUCAUGAUUAUGAAUAAAAUCAGUAACUUUCUGCAUUAUCAUAAAUACCAUUUAUACUUUAGAUACAUUAAAUAAAGCAUUUAUAUAAUUUUUUAACA
This is a messenger RNA of Aphidius gifuensis, 2355 nucleotides long. Its product is annotated as protein asteroid-like. The record is from RefSeq and is a predicted model, not a curated record. Lineage: Eukaryota; Metazoa; Arthropoda; Insecta; Hymenoptera; Braconidae. Bases 46 to 2217 code for a protein of 723 amino acids. The transcript has a single exon.